AUGGGGUUUGACCUUCCACCCGUCUACCUUCUUGCCACUCACUUGAAGCCGGAAGAGUUGCACGAUCUCGAAGGGAAGGUUUCAAGUUUGACAUACAACAUCAAGGAGGCCGAGAUCAUCGUUGGCAAUAUUUCCAAGCGUGAACGGGCUCUUUUCGAACUAAGGCGCGGAAAGGUGUAUACUGAUCCUGUAGGUGUGGGUGAUGUCGCCAAGUCACUCGUCACGACACCUCGAAAGCGCAAGAGGACAUCAUCUCAGAAUGACGGCGACUCAACUUCGAACACUGAAGAUGUAAACAGAUGCGGAUCAAUUCCGCUACAGUCCAUGGAGGCUUCAUCUCUGGCGCAUCGGCCUGGUAACACCAAUACUGUCAAGGUCGUGAAGCUAGCGUGGCUCACAGACUCUCUGGAACAGAGCAAGGCCGUCCCAGUUGGUGGCUAUCUUCUUUAUGAAGGCUACAAGAAAAACUCACCCGAGACGCCUGUCGAAUUGAAGGACAGUGACAUGAUAUCACGCGCUGCAGCCGGCGAUACUUCGCGCCUGCGAAGCACUAUCUGUUCCGAGGGGAAAGGAAGCAAAUCACCGACGGAUGUGCAUCGAAAAACCGUUUCGCUGAUCAGGCAAACGACAUUAGAGCACGAUUCGGUUCUUCGGCUGCCACCUAUACCGUCGUUUCUUGGAACGACUUUUGCCUGUCAACGGGCGACGCCUGUUAGACCCCCAAAUGUCGCUUUCGUCGAUGAGUUGAAGAAGAUACGGACUGCACGGAAACUAGCGGGCGAUCACAUAGGGGUCAGGGCCUACUCAACGUCUAUAGCUACCAUAUCGGCAUAUCCUUAUGUGAUUGCCAUUCGACAAGAAGUUGCAAGACUCCCUGGCUGUGGAGUCAAGAUCGCCGAGCUGUGGCAUGAGUGGGAAAAAGCCGGUAGGCUUCGUGAAGCAGAUGAAGCUCAGGCAGAUUCUAAACUGUCAGUCAUACAAACGUUUUACGAUAUCUGGGGAGUCGGUGACACUACGGCUCGAGAUUUUUAUAGCAGGGGAUGGCGAGACCUGGAUGAUGUCGUCGAGCACGGCUGGGACAGCCUGAGCCGCGUCCAGCAGAUUGGCGUCAAAUACUACGACGAGUUCAAGCUGAAAAUACCGCGGACGGAAGUCAGGGAUAUUGCUGACACCAUUUUGGCACAUGCCCGGAAGAUUAACUUGGGAUUUCAACUGGUUAUCGUGGGGGGUUAUCGGCGUGGCAAACAGGGCAGCGGUGAUGUUGACGUGGUGAUCAGUCAUCCGGACGAGUCUGCUACAAUGCACAUUGUCGAGAAGUUGGUUGUGAGCUUGGAGAAGAGCCAGCACAUCACGCACUCGCUCAUGUUGAGUAACCACAACAGCGAGCGUAGGCAGCGGCCCGUCAGUUGGAAGGGUAACGAGUCAAUAGGAAGCGGCUUCGACACCCUUGACAAGGCCCUCGUGGUCUGGCAGAAGCCCGAGACCAAGACUAAGGCAUGCUCCAGCGAAGCCGAGGAGAGGACGCAUCGGCGGGUAGAUAUAGUUAUCAGCCCAUGGAAAACGGCUGGGUGUGCAAUCUUGGGCUGGAGCGGAGACAUGACGUUCCAGCGAGACCUGCGUCGUUACUGCAGAAAGCAGAAGGGCUUCAAGUUCGACAGCAGCGGCAUCCGAAGCCGACAAGAUGGUAGCUGGAUCGACCUGGAGGGCGGGAAGCUUGGGAAAGCCCCCGAUAUGUUAACUGCCGAAAGAAGGGUGUUUGAGGGACUUGGUCUCGACUAUAUCCCACCGGAGGAUAGGUGCACCGGAUGA
Colletotrichum graminicola M1.001 is the source of this 1809-nucleotide messenger RNA. RefSeq lists its product as uncharacterized. Gene Ontology annotation, molecular function: DNA binding; DNA-directed DNA polymerase activity. NCBI's taxonomy places the organism in Eukaryota, Fungi, Ascomycota, Sordariomycetes, Glomerellales, Glomerellaceae. Gene Ontology annotation, biological process: double-strand break repair via nonhomologous end joining. The transcript has 3 exons. Gene Ontology annotation, cellular component: nucleus. The record is from RefSeq and is a predicted model, not a curated record. Bases 1 to 1809 code for a protein of 602 amino acids.